Molecule: messenger RNA, 1625 nt
Organism: Sardina pilchardus (European sardine)
Lineage: Eukaryota; Metazoa; Chordata; Actinopteri; Clupeiformes; Clupeidae
Product: centriolin-like
Exons: 12
Coding region: 72-1625 (517 amino acids)
Molecular function (GO): protein binding
Source: RefSeq, a predicted model, not a curated record
UGGAAACCAUACGUAUUGGCCAUGCGUUUCUGAGAUAUUAUCCUCUGUCUCGUGAAAUGGCAUAGUGUACCAUGAAAACAUCAAAGCUGCCCGUGAAGCGGGCACCGCGGAGGGCAGGGAGCCUUCCUCCUGCUCGCAUGCUUGGGUCCCCCAGUGUCCCUAACCUGACAGGACAGGGGGACCACCCUCUCCGCAGCGCAGCGCUCAGCGAUGACGAACAUCACCUCCCAGACGAUGGGAGAGUGGUUGGAGUUCGCUACAUCACUGAGGACCUGAUAAGGAGGGUGACUAAACAAGAUGACCUCUCCUCUGUCCAGACUCUCAACCUUUGUGGGACAAAAAGUGACAAGAAAAUUAAAUACAUAGAGAAUCUGGAGAGGUGUGAGAGACUGCAGGUGCUUAAUCUCAGUUGCAACAUCAUUCAGAAGAUGGAGAAACUGGACAGGCUGCACAGACUCAGGGAGCUUGACCUCUCCCACAACACAAUACGGAAGCUUGAGGGCCUUCAGCACAUGGGGAGUCUCCAGCUGCUCAAUCUGUCCUAUAAUCUGAUGGAGAGCGUCCCCCUGUGGCUGCCCAAGAAACUGCGCUCCCUGACAACCCUCAAUCUGCAGGACAACAGCAUCUCCUCGCUGCAUGAGCUGUGCAGGCUGAAGUCGCUGCUGAGUCUGAGUGAGCUGAGAGUGUGUGGGAACCCUCUGAGCCGCCUGCCUCACCACCGCACUCUCCUCAUCUACCACCUGGGGGCGCUGCAGCUGCUCGACACACAGGCCGUCAGCCAGCACGACAGAGACCAGGCUCAUCAGCGCUUCCACAGGGAGGAGGUGGGCCGUCUGGAGCAGGAGCUGGAGCAGCGGAAUGAGGAGGUGCUGAAGCUGCAGGGGGAGCGGGAGGCCGCAGUAGCACAGCUGCACCAGCAGGAGGAGCUGUACCACAGCCUGCAGCAGCGCAGCCAGCAACAGCAGCAGCAGCACACUGAGCUACAAACAGAGGCGGACACCAAGUCCGAGCUGCUGAGGCAGAAGACGUGGGAGUUGACGCGGGCGUGCCAGAAGCAUUAUGAGCUGGAGCAGGAGCUGGCCUUCCUCAAGAUCGACGCCAAGUUUGAGCCGCUGCCCUUCGUGCCAGGACAGGACGUGGGCCCUGACGGCAGGCUGAGCGAGAGCCCCUACAUCGGGAAGGCUCGACACCAGAGGAGACCCGUAGCGAGGGCCGAGUCCCAUGUGGACGAGCAGUCCGGUCCAGCCAGAGGGGUCGCCUCGGCAACAUGGAUCAGCGCCGGAGAUGUGUCCAGAGACACUGAGGAGAGCAGAGAGGAUGAGCGGCUGCAGCUGCUACAGGUGGAGAUAAAGCGUCUUGAGCAGCAGAUCGUCUCGGCCAAUCAAGAGCUCCGAGGCCUGGAGGAGACUGCCACUCAGAAGCGGGUGUGUGGUGCUGAGCAGGAGUGUGUCCGUGAGGAGCUCCAGGUGAAGCUGCAGGAGCUGAAGCAGGACCAGACGGAACUCCAGAGUCUGGAGACGCAGCUGGACACACACGCCGCCCAGAUGAGCCGCGCACACACACACCUGGACCUGCUCACCGCCCAGCUGCAGAGAGUAGAGCCCUCACACCCCAAACACCUUUGA